This is a messenger RNA of Drosophila bipectinata, 1193 nucleotides long. RefSeq names its product Osiris 4 (gene Osi4). Lineage: Eukaryota; Metazoa; Arthropoda; Insecta; Diptera; Drosophilidae. The record is from RefSeq and is a predicted model, not a curated record. Gene Ontology annotation, cellular component: membrane.
AUGCCAAAGCAUCUAGUUGCCAGCUGCCUGCUGUUGGCCUUGAGUCUCCACCUUAGUGCGGGGGCUAUACACAAGCGCAGUGGGGCCAACACCCUAGAAUCGGAUCCCGAAUCCAAGCCAUCACCUAAUCCUGCGGCCAGCGUGGAAAACACGGACCUGCUGGACAAACUGAGCUGGAAGUGCGCCAAUAAUGCCAGUUGCCUCUAUGGAGUGGCCCACGGAAUCAUGGCCUCCUACCGUAGGGGAGAGACCAUCAAGUUGGGCCUCUUUGAUCUGGUCAAGCUGCCCGAGGUGGACCCCAAGCUGAAGCACAAAUGGGGCACAGGCCGUGGGCUUACCAGCUUCAUGGACUUUGUCACGGGGAACGCUAUUCGGGUGCCCGUGGGGCCUAUGGUCUUCAGUGUCCAGCGGGCAGAGGACGAUAGCGAGUACAUCGAAGUGGCCCUGCUCAAAAAGGCCUCCAGCGGAACAGGUCGCCUGCAGGGCAAUGGCGGAGGCGGACUCGGUGGAGGAGGCGGUCUUCUAGGAGGCGGCGGCGGUGGUGGAGGCGACAAUGGAGGAGGAGGCGGAAUUCUUGGCGGGCGGCGGCGCCACCAGCACCAGGAUAAGAAACAGUUCCAGAUGUUCAUACCCAUGUACUUGGCAGCUACGACCUUUGGCUGGACGAUGGUGGCGGCAAAGGCAGUGGGCCUGCUCACCCUGAAGGCCUUGAUUCUGUCUAAAAUAGCCUUUGUGGUGGCGGCCAUUGUGUUGAUUAAGAAACUCAUGGACAACGCCAGCGAGAAAAUGAUGUACCAGUUCCCAGAACAGACUCCGUACAUGAUGCCCUACGGCAUGGACUAUCCUCUGCACGGCGCAGAAAUGUCACCCGAAAUGUAUCCCGCAUCGCUGCACCACCUGGCCAUGGCGGGUGGCGGCCAAUUGCCCGGACACCCUAGUCAUCCGGCCCUGGAGAGCCUGAGCGCCGAGAGCCACCUGCACUCUUCCCAAGUGGCCUCCGACGGCAGCAACAACACGGCGGCCCUGGCCGCCCUAGGCGGUCUCGGGGGAUUAAGUCACAAGAUCAAGCGUGAGGAUUCCUGGAUAGCGAAGAGUAAGUCAACCCCAGCUCGGCGUCCUCUGAUAUAUAACUACGUGCAACCCCACAUGCCGUACUUCCGCUCCUGAGGCGACGAUUAGCCAAUUAGCAGCUA